UUCCUGUCCUUUCUUUUUUUUUUGCAGCCCUUUGGAGCGUGUUGAUCUGGAUGGUGGUGAGGUCGGUGCUGACGUUGGUCGCGUCCUUGAUCCUCAUCAUCGGCGUCCUCAAGGAGAGGAGGCUGUUGAUGUUGCCAUGGCUGCUCGUGAGUGCAGUGUCCAUCGGUGGCUGGACAGUGUCGGCCAUUGUUCUGCCACUCGGCCUGGCCUCCAUGGACUCGGCUUCCCAGGGAGAAGGAGAUGGAUUCGGUCCUUUGUUCAUCCUGGUUGUUGGAAUCAUCAUGAGCAUGGUGGUGGUCGUGGGAACCUUCAUGUUCCUGACGCCUUUGUCGCACUACCAGGUCCUGAGCAGCUUGGAAUCCCUCCGGCAUGGAAUCGAAGCCAAGUCAGAGGGGUUCCGGAAUGCCAACAAUGGCCACGACCCAACAAUGAUCCCGCUCACCGACAUGGAGCAUGCAUAAGACCCCCCACGACCCUCUGGACAAGUUCGACCCCACCAAACCCCCCUCCAGUCCCCACCAACGCUUAUGAGUCCCCACCCUGUGCUUCAGAGUGUCUGAAUGGAAUCCUAGGUCAACUCUCACUGCUGUUAACUGUCUGCUUGGAGUCUUGGUGAUGGCUGGGGGUCGGGUGUGCGUGCCAAACUCUGCUGACCUGUGCUGCAAUGGGUGCAUUCAAGUUCAACUGCGCGGUGCCAGACCGAGACUUUUUUUUUUUCUUCCCCGGAUUUCGAGGGUUCCUGAGCGGAGCUCGAAACCAGAUUCCAGUCAAUAUUUCAGGCCAGAUCGACCUCAACUAUAUUCUAGGACGAAGCAAACAGAGCCAGUGUGUAAUACGAAAGGACAAGAUUUGUUGUUGUCAGGAAAUCAGCCAUGAUGAAAGCGGGGGAAAUGCGAUCGGGUCUUGAUGUGAAUGAUACAUUUGUACAGGAUGCCUCGUGCAGCGCCACCUGGGAGAAAACAAAGAGCUGGAACGAGGGCAUUGGCCGCCAGAGGGAAGCACAGUCUUCUUGAAAUACUGUAUUGUUGUUUGUGAGGAGCUCACUAUAACCUGGUGC
Messenger RNA from Notodromas monacha, 1057 nucleotides. NCBI's taxonomy places the organism in Eukaryota, Metazoa, Arthropoda, Ostracoda, Podocopida, Cyprididae. The record is from the annotation of a GenBank genome assembly.